Penicillium manginii is the source of this 549-nucleotide messenger RNA. RefSeq lists its product as uncharacterized. The transcript has a single exon. The record is from RefSeq and is a predicted model, not a curated record. Bases 1 to 549 code for a protein of 182 amino acids. NCBI's taxonomy places the organism in Eukaryota, Fungi, Ascomycota, Eurotiomycetes, Eurotiales, Aspergillaceae.
AUGAAACAUAAACGACAAGUAAUGGUGACCCUCUUCGCCCGCGAGGGCCACUUCUUCUCCAAAAACCAAAACCAAAAUCACCACCGCCAACUCGAACACAACGACUUCCUCUGGAGUAUAAUAAUCCGUCCCAAGAAACCUCAAGGCCACGACAGUGACUGUUUCGACAUCCGCCACACAAGCUCAGAACCAGUCCGUCGCAACCAGCCCAAGCCAAAAGGAGACUGGCAGUUCCGAGCCAUCACUCAAUACGAGCCGUCUAAGGACCACCGCUUGCUGGGCCAGUUGAUGAUCGGCAAGAUUCCGCUUGAAGUCAGUCACAAUGAGAUUAUGGAACUUCUCAAGGAUAUUGCUUAUCCGCGCAAAGACGCUCAACAUCAUGAGAAUGGCAUCAACUGGAUCAGAACUGCUAUUCGGCAUCUCCAGAUGACGGGGAUUGCGGAGGAGUUUGAUGUCGAUGAGUUCUUGGAUCACGCGCGUGAUCGUGCUAUGGUCGCGAGUCAUGAUGGUCGUCCUUUUACUGUCAACUACACAUCCCGCCCUAUGUAA